Messenger RNA from Wyeomyia smithii (pitcher-plant mosquito), 1172 nucleotides. RefSeq names its product 27 kDa hemolymph protein-like. NCBI's taxonomy places the organism in Eukaryota, Metazoa, Arthropoda, Insecta, Diptera, Culicidae. The record is from RefSeq and is a predicted model, not a curated record. The transcript has 7 exons. The coding region runs from base 292 to 1092 and encodes 266 amino acids.
UCAAACAGCUUGUUAUCAGUGACACGGUCAAUUUAUUCUUUCUUUUUUUUUCAUUUGGCUUCAAAGAGGUGUGGUGGUGUGCGAGGCUCGACUAGUGUUGACAGGAUUACGGACCCAUCGGACGUUAUAUAUAAAACGCGAUUAAGAGCGUUGGCCGGUACAAUUCUUUUCCACAGGCGGAUCGCGUAGCAGGCAGCGUGACAAGAAGUAAACUUCGAACAGUUUCAGGAACAAGCCGAUCUACCGUGAAAGUCAUUUGCUUUGCUGCUUUACUAGUGAUAACAGUGAAACAUGAUGACCACCAAGCUUUUGUUGCUGUUCAGCGUUGCAGCCUUGGGGCCCCUGUUUAUCCUGGGCGACGAACCGAAUCAAAUCGACGUGGAUAGUUUGCGCCAGCAUUUACCAGCCAACCUGCAGAAUCUAUCGAUUCCGGACUUUGACGAAAUCGAAAAGGCUCUGAAGGAUAAGUGUGUCCAGGCAGGUGGCACGGAAGCUUCCUAUGAACAGGUUAAACAAGGUGCCAAGGAUCUCGCCAACUGCAUUAAGGGACUCGUUGAUGUGGAUCAAUUCCGCCGGGAAGUCGAAGAGGCUAAACCGACCGGUGAUCUGGACACCGUAUUCAACAAGUACUGCCGCAAGCGAAACACCCUGCUAGAAUGCGUAAACACCUUUUCGAACACGAUCGAUCCCUGUCUAGAUGACGAUGAGGAACGGCACAAGGGACACGGAGUGGAUGUAUUCAAAAACUUGCUGAACUUUGUCUGUCACAAGGAUGGUGAUCAAAUUGCGCUAUUCAUCGCUGAGAAGGGCCCGGAAUGUUUCCUAGAGCAAAAGGACGAUUUGAUCCAGUGCGUCAACGGAACCUUCUCCAAGUAUCUCAGGGACGUUGAUAUGACAACAACGACUACGACGAUUCCGAAACUGGUUAUCGGUCCGAAGCAGUGCGAAGACUUCCACACAUUGCAGGCCUGCUUGGUGAGGGAACUGGAGCAAUGUCAGGAAUCCACUCCGGCCAAUCUUGUGGAAUCGUUGUUCAAAUUCAUGAUGAAGGGUUCACCAUGUGAUCCGAAGAAAAAAAAUAGUCGCAAAUGAGCUUCAUCAGAUUGCUUGCGUUUUCUGAUCAGAUCCCCCGUUGUAAAUGAGUAAUAAAUUAUAUUUUUUGUAAAAACAAA